Molecule: messenger RNA, 3519 nt
Organism: Schistosoma haematobium
Lineage: Eukaryota; Metazoa; Platyhelminthes; Trematoda; Strigeidida; Schistosomatidae
Gene: MCM7
Product: Mcm2-7 hexameric complex component
Exons: 14
Coding region: 488-2803 (771 amino acids)
Biological process (GO): DNA replication initiation; double-strand break repair via break-induced replication; DNA replication
Cellular component (GO): nucleus; MCM complex
Molecular function (GO): ATP hydrolysis activity; ATP binding; single-stranded DNA helicase activity
Source: RefSeq, a predicted model, not a curated record
AAGAGACAUGAGACCCGUCUCUACUAGUCUUGGAAGGUGAUUAACCUAAAUCUUCUAUCCCAUCCAUGACCAUCUCAACCAUUUGGAACAAAGAAACAGCCGACACGGGGAGUUUUUCUGCAAGAAAAAGAUAUCGCUGUCCGAUCAUGGUAAUGUGCUCCUGAAUGAAUCCAGGGGUUUCGUUACAAUUUUAAGCUCUCAGCAUAGAGUCAAAUGGCGAGUGAAAAAUUCUGAUUUACAAAAUAUGUUUCAACAUGGAAACCUAUAUAGAUUUGCUGCGGUACCAUGUAGUACGACGUAUGCUGUGAAUACCCGGUUAAUCACAGACUAAAUGAAUCCGGAAAUCAACACCAACAUUAAACCUUUCCGUUAGAAAUCGGCUAUCGUAUUUCAAAUUUUCAGAGUUUUGUUUUUAUUUGUGAAUACUUUGUUUGCACUGACUAACUUUCAAUUGUAACAAGAGCGACAUAUAAGUUGAAAGUUUGUGAUGGCCUUGUCAGCUGUAAGGAAUUAUGAUGAGGAUAAGAAGGCUUGUGACCAGUUCCUACGUUUUUAUAGCAAAAUGGAUAGUUGUGGGAAUAAGCACUUUGUUUAUAGCGAACAGCUGACUCGCAUUGCAAAUCGUGAACAAUCGGUGCUUUAUAUUUCUCUAGACGAUGUAGCUGAACACUCUAGCGACUUAGCUAAUGCGAUAGAAUGCAACGCUGUUCGUUACACAAAGAUAUUUGCCGAGGUUAUUGACGACUUACUACCUGAUUUUCGAACUGUUGAUUUUGUUCCCCAAGAUGUCCUGGACAUAUUUAUUGACCACAGAAUCAGAAUGGAACAGCGAAUCAGAGCUGCAGAUGCGGAGACAGCCCCACGUGCUGUGUCCCGCGAUCCUGAACCUGUGAAUAUGGCGGAAGUUCGGUCCAGGUUCCCACCUGAGCUUCUACGACGUUUUGAGGUUUACUUCUGUGGCAGGUCAGAUACGAAGCCAUUGUGUGUUCGGAAUGUGUUGGCUUCCAGCAUUGGGCAUCUUAUUCAGGUUCGUGGAGUCGUUACACGCGCAACCGAAGUCAAACCUCUCAUAACAACGGCGACAUACACUUGUGAUCGUUGUGGUGCUGAGACAUAUCAGGAAAUAAAUAACCCAACGUUCAUGCCACUUACUGUUUGUGGUACCGCUGCGUGUAAAAAUGCCGGACCGGGUGGUGGUGGUCGACUACAUAUGCAGACACGGGGAUCCAAGUUCCUUAAAUUCCAAGAGAUUCGUAUCCAGGAAUUAUCUGAUCAAGUGCCUGUUGGUCAUAUUCCUCGCGCAUUGACCAUUUAUCUUCGAGGUGAAAACACUCGGGCAGCUCAACCUGGCGAUCAUAUUCUUCUUACAGGUGUCUUUCUGCCAAGUGUACGCGGAGCAAGCUUUUCUGGUAGCGGUAGAACAAAUCAAGCUUCGGCAUCUUUGAAUACUGCCUCUGGUGGUUUACUAACUGACACUUAUUUGGAAGGUCACAGUGUACAACUACUGAGUAAGACAGAUGAUGUUACGGAUGCCAACGAACCAAGUGAAGAGGAAAUAGAACGCUUACGGGAUCUCGAGUUCUACUCGCUAAUGGCUCAAUCACUAGCUCCUGAAAUUUAUGGCCACGAAGAUGUAAAGAAGGCUUUACUUCUAUUGCUGGUUGGUGGUGUGGAGUUAGCUCCUAAAGAAGGACUUCGAAUUAGAGGGAAUUUAAACAUCUGUUUAAUGGGUGACCCAGGAGUCGCCAAGUCUCAACUACUGGGAUUUGUUGAUCGCCUUAGCCCUAGAUCACAGUAUACGACUGGCCGAGGUAGUUCUGGAGUAGGUUUAACAGCUUCAGUCAUGAAGGAUCCAUUAACAGGUGAAAUGACUUUAGAAGGGGGAGCUUUGGUAUUAGCGGACCAAGGAGUAUGUUGCAUUGACGAAUUCGAUAAAAUGACGGAAUUUGAUCGCACAGCGAUACAUGAAGUAAUGGAACAGCAAACCAUCAGUAUAGCUAAAGCUGGUAUACUCACAACACUGAAUGCACGAGUUGCAAUCCUUGCUGCAGCUAAUCCAGCUUAUGGACGUUAUAAUCCUAAUAAAAGUGUAGAACAAAAUGUAGACCUGCCUGCAGCCUUGCUUUCUCGUUUUGAUUUAUUGUGGUUGAUUCAAGAUAAACCUGACCGGGAACAUGAUCUUAGAUUGGCACAACACAUUACUUUUGUGCAUAUGCAUGGAUCUGCUCCAUCAGCUACUGACUCACAGAUUGAUUCAACUUCAAGUACGAAUCAUCAACAAUUGCUAUCACUACCAGAACUCCGUCGUCUUAUCGCUGUUGCCAAAGCUCAACCCGCUCCAGCUGUCCCUGCUCAUUUGGCCGAUUAUCUAGUCGGUGCUUAUGUAGAAAUGAGGAAAGAAGCACGUGCAAACAAAGAAAUGACUUAUACAAGUGCAAGAACUCUUCUGGCUAUAAUGAGAUUGUCUACAGCCCGUGCUCGACUUCGCGCAGCUUCGGAGGUUAGUAAAGGCGAUAUAGAUGAAGCUAUGCGUCUUAUGGAAGCUAGCCGUUCAUCAAUUCUUACGUCUUACGACGAUUCCAAUCGUUCAGGACGUCCUCAGUCGUACAAAGAUGUAAUUUACCAUAUUGUUCGUGAGUUAACUGCUGCCGGUGACGGGACAGCACGAAUUGCUGAUAUCCUUGAACGUUGUGCAACUAAAGGAUAUACACCAGCUCAGCUUAAUGAGGUCAUUGAAGCAUAUGAAGAUCUUAAUGUUUGGCAAGUUAAUAUUGGACGAACAAGAAUCACUACUGUAGCUUAACUGUGCAUUACCUCAAUGAAUAAUCCAUCAGAGAUCAAGAUUUCAUGUUAAGUGUUGUAUUUAUUUCUGUGUAUUAUUGAUAUUCUGUAUUACGCUGUUUUAUACUUGUUUUAUUACACAUUCAUUAACUGAGAAUCUGUAUUUUUCUUUCACGACAGUAGUUUGAUGUACAGUGAAGAUGUAGUGCGCGAUUUACUUAGCUUUACUUCAUUUAAUGGUUCAGAAGUUUAUCGGUAUUUUUAAGUUACCAACACUUACAAUAUAUUAUUCGAUUAUAUAGAAAAUAUACAAACCCGUUUUCACAGUGUUUUUUGUCUUCAUAUAAGUCUUUAUGGUACAUCAGAAUCCAUAACAGCAAACUCAACAAAUUUCAGUAUGAAUCAGCUCAUACGCAAUACAGAUAGAUAUGAACUCUAGUCCAUCAGCAAAAGAGAAUAAGUUAUACAUACCGAAAAGAAAUAAGAAGUGUGAGAAAUGAUUUGUUACGGAUAAAAGUCAUGCUUAUAAGACCAACACACUGCAUCCAUUGAUAGUCAUAAAUAACGAACACUAUGGUGGUGGUCAUUUAAAAGUAAAGCACAAUUAAUCGGUUUAGUCAUAAGCAUAACUGACAAUUCCCAAAUAGUGCAUGCUAUAUUUCCAUGAUUUUUCCGGAUUUUUUGAUGAAGUCUAUUGAAUCUUCACAGAAAUAUUUCCGCAUUCAUGUUUAGAUCCUG